CAUAAUGCCAAAAGUUAACAUCAAUAGAGAUCACCUUUUCAAACGUCUUGGUAAAGUUUAUACUCAAGAGGAAUUUGAAGAUCUUUGCUUCCAAUAUGGUGUAGAGUUAGAUGAAGUUACCUCAGAAAGAGAUAUGAUUUUAAAGGAAACUGGUGUUGAAGAUAAGGCAGCAUCAGAUGAAGUUAUUUAUAAAAUUGAUGUUUCAGCAAACAGAUAUGAUUUAUUAUGUAUUGAAGGUAUUGCAAGAUCAUUAAAUGUUUACAAUGGUAAAUUAUCAAUUCCAAAAUAUCACAUUGUUCCACCAGUUAAUGGCACUCACGAAAAAUUAAUUGUCGAUAAAAGUGUUGAAGGUGUUAGACCAGUUAUUGUUGCUGGUAUUCUCAGAAAUAUUGAAUUCACUCAAGAAACAUAUGACAGUUUCAUCGAUUUACAAGAAAAACUUCACGCUAAUAUUUGUAAAAAGCGUGCUUUAGUUUCAAUUGGUACUCACGAUUUAGAUACAGUUAAAGGUCCAUUCACUUAUAAAGCACUUCCACCAAAAGAAAUUAAAUUUGUUCCAUUAUCACAAACUAAACAAUUUGAUGCUGAAGAAUUAUUCAACUUUUAUGAUACAACCAAUUCACACUUAAAGAAAUAUCUUCAUAUUAUUAAAGAUUCAGCAGUUUAUCCAGGUAUUUACGAUAGUAAUAAUGUUUUAUUAUCAUUACCACCAAUUAUUAAUGGUGAACACAGCAAAAUUAAAUUAAGCACCAAAAAUGUUUUCAUUGAAGUUACAGCCACUGAUAGAACUAAAGCAAAUAUUGUUUUAAAUACAAUGUUAACUAUGUUUGCUGAAUACUGUAAAAUCCCACACAGUAUGGAACAAGUUGAAGUUGUUGAAGCCGACGGUAAAUCAGCCCUCUAUCCACAAAUCGAAGAAAAGCAAAUCUCUGCUGAUGUUGAUUACAUUAAUAAAAGUAUCGGUAUUAAUAUUCAACCAACCGAAAUGGUUUCAAUGUUAAAACGUAUGUCAUUAGAAUCAAAAUUAUCAUCAGACUCAAAAUCUGUUACUGUUUCAGUCCCAGUUACUAGAUCAGAUAUUAUGCAUGCAUGUGAUGUUAUGGAAGAUGUUGCAAUUGGUUAUGGUUAUAAUAAUUUAGUUAAAGAAAUCCCAAAAACUCACACACAAGGUAGAAUUCAACCAAUUAAUAAACUUUCAGAAUUAUUAUCAGCUGAAGUAGCAUUAGCAGGUUUCACAGAAAUUAUGACCUUUGUUUUAUGUCAAAAUCAAGAUAACUUUGGUGGUUUAAAUAAGGUUGAAGAUGGAUCAAGUGUUAAAAUUGCUAAUGCAGUCUCUGAAGAAUUCACAGAAGUUCGUACCAAUUUAAUCAACUCUUUAAUGAAGAGUGUUGUUUCAAACAAAGCUGCACCACUUCCAUUAAAAUUAUUCGAACUUUCAGAUGUCUCUGUUAAAGGUAGCACUGGUAAUAAAGAUUUAACCGAUCCAAAUAGUAACAAUAGUGAUGUUGGUGCUUACAACAAGAGAAUGUUAGGUGCUAUCUAUUGUGCCAAUAGUGCUAAAAUCGAAGUUAUCCAUGGUCUUUUAGAUCGUGUCAUGUUAUCAUUAAAUAUUAAACCAGAUACCACUAGAUCAGGUAAAGGUUACUACUUGGAAAUUGGUACCGAUAAAGUUUUCCUUCCAGGCACUUGUAUUAAUAUCAUUGUUAAUGGUAAAAAAGUUGGUUAUAUGGGUAUCAUCCAUCCAAUUGUUUUAAAGAAUUACGGUUGUCCAUUCCCAUGCACAGUUUUAGAAUUGGAAGUUACAAUGGAUUUAGCUAAAAAUAUUAUUUACCAAGAUUAAAUAUAAUCAAUAAUAUUACUAUAAAAAAAAAAAAACAAAAAUAAAAAUAAUUAUAUUAUUAUGAAACU
Dictyostelium purpureum is the source of this 1908-nucleotide messenger RNA. RefSeq lists its product as uncharacterized. Lineage: Eukaryota; Evosea; Eumycetozoa; Dictyosteliales; Dictyosteliaceae. Bases 5 to 1840 code for a protein of 611 amino acids. The record is from RefSeq and is a predicted model, not a curated record. Gene Ontology annotation, molecular function: phenylalanine-tRNA ligase activity; magnesium ion binding; ATP binding. Gene Ontology annotation, biological process: phenylalanyl-tRNA aminoacylation. Gene Ontology annotation, cellular component: cytoplasm; phenylalanine-tRNA ligase complex. The transcript has 6 exons.